AUGAUCUUGGUGUGGCUACUUUCUCUUCUCUUCACAAACACCUACGGUGCGGCCAUUCCAUCACAACCGGUAAUACCGACUACCAGCGCUUGUCUUCAAGGCUGUUUUGAAUCGGGAAGUGUGGUGAAUGCAGCAUUCGAUCUACUCAAUUUCAAAAGUAUCGCCAUGGAUAUCGAGAACUUCUGCAGUACAAACGAAGCGUUGCUGAAUUGUGGACGUGGUUGUCCUGCUGAGCUCCAGCCAGAACUCGAAGCUCGCACUCAUGCAAGUUCAUUUAUGUGCAACGAUAAAAUGGAAGAGUUUCGAAUGGUAUCCAAUUGUCUGAAGGGAGUUGACGAUGUCACGUUAAAAUGUGCAACAGAAUGCGAAGUACCGACAGUGAUUCCAUUUCGACUUGACUCAUCGCCAGCUGCAUCAGUUAAUCCGACUGUCUUCUUAGACGGCAUCGCUGGAAUCUGCAGAAGGCAAAUCUGUCAUGUGCGAUGCUCUCAAAGCACAUUCAAUAAGGAAUGCCCCGGAGCUGGUGAUCUAUUCAUGGAUAUCGCCCGGCACCAGGUGCAAAGUGGAAUUGACACUCUGAUCAGAGAGUCGACUAAUGAAAAUCUCACCACAGCUCGUCUUAUGACUGAGAACUACGUGAAAAAUUUGCCAGAAGAUUGUGCUUUCCUUAAAGAUCUUGUGCAAUUUGAGAAGGUGUUUGCUACUGCAGAAGUCAAUAAAGAACCCAAGGAGACUGAGCUAUCAACAGCGUUUUCUAUAGACGUAACGACUACCACAACAGAGGAAGAAACUGUGGAAGAAGUUGCAUCGACGGAGUCUUCUAAACAGGAGGAAGAAGCCACAGCCGCAUCCGAAGAAGAAGAUGAGGGAAUCGUUAUCGAACACCCAGUUGACCAUAUGCCUCCUGCACCACCCAGCUUCGACGAAGAUAAGGAGGAAGAGAAGGAGGAACCAAUAGAAACCUCGUCGUCUUCCGUUUUCACGGAACAGCACCCACUAGACAUGCAGGAAAACAAGACCGAUGUUGGAAUGGACACGAACGCUGUUGAAGUAACGUCACCAACACCGACAGAACCAGUGAUAGUUGUCGAUAACACAUCCGACGACGCCUCUGAUAACAGUAUCAAGGCGGAACUCAAAGACGAAGUGAAGACUAUGAAAUUUGGUCAUAAAGUAAUGCAGAGAGCCCGAAUCGGUGAAAAUGUUCAAGGAAUCGCCAAACGCCGACAGAUGAAGUCAACUGGACCGCAGCGCACGUACGACUACUUUUGUAUAAAAGAACGGCCAUCAAGUUUCCCUUAA
This is a messenger RNA of Angiostrongylus costaricensis, 1302 nucleotides long. Lineage: Eukaryota; Metazoa; Nematoda; Chromadorea; Rhabditida; Metastrongylidae. The record is from the annotation of a GenBank genome assembly.